CACAUCUGUUCCAACCCACCUACAAAUCUCUUAGCUAAUUUUGACAUCCGGCUGGGGUAAAAAGGUUCAGAAUUGAGGAGAAUCUGCCUGGAACCUCAAAAUAUUCAUUUAACCUGGCCUGAAAAGUCAUUUCUUUGCUCUGGGCAGUUCAAAGACACUCAAACUCAGGAUCAUCUGAUGCACAACACAGGGUGGAAGUGUUGCUUCGAACUCUAAAAAAUCAAAUCCAUCAAGAAAAGAAUGAGGUUACUCCACCUACUACUAGUGGGCUUCAGCCUGGGUUUUUCAGGAGCAGCAGGGGGCUUUGUGACCCAUGUGGAGACUGGCUGUGUGCUGGAUGAAGAUGGAUCAGUAAAGGACUUCACAUAUUGUGUCUCCUUCAACAAGGAUGUGUUGACCUGCUGGGACUCAGAGACUAACAAGAUGGUCCCUGUUGACUUUGGGAUACUGCAUAUGGUAGCUGAAGAGCUUUCUAAAGAUCUCAAUAAAGAUAGUGACUUGAGAAACCGCCUGAGUAAUGGAUUCCAGGACUGUGCCAGUCACACAAAGCCCUUCUGGGGGCCAUUGACCCACAGAACACGGCCACCAUCAGUACUAGUAGCCCAGACCACGCCAUUCAACACAAGGGAGCCGGUGAUGCUGGCCUGUUAUGUAUGGGGCUUCUAUCCUGCUGAUGUGGCCAUUUUUUGGUUGAAGAAUGAGCAGCCUAUCCCAUACAGUGGCAUCCAGAGGGCUGUACAAUCCAAUGGAGACUGGACUUACCAGACACGCUCUUACUUGGCCCUUACUCCCUCUAGUGGUGAUAUUUACACUUGCCGUGUAGAGCACAGUGGGAGUUCUCAGCCCAUCUUAGAGACCUGGACACCUGGCCUCUCUCUGAAGCAGAUAGUGAAGGUCUCUGUAUCUGUAGUGACUCUGUGCCUUGGCCUCAUCUUCUUCUUCCUUGGCCUGGUUAUCUGCCGAAAAGCUGGCUCCUCUGACUACACUCCUCUCUCAGGGUCCAAUUAUCCUGAAGGUAGAAACUUCUCAUAAAGGCUGAUACUCUGCAGUCUUGGCUCAGUAGAUAGAGUACUUGGGCCCGGUAUCAAGAAGACAUGAGUUCAAAUCUGGUCUCAGACACCAGUUGUGUGAGCCUGGGCAAGUCAUUUAACAUCU
Molecule: messenger RNA, 1155 nt
Organism: Dromiciops gliroides (monito del monte)
Lineage: Eukaryota; Metazoa; Chordata; Mammalia; Microbiotheria; Microbiotheriidae
Product: class II histocompatibility antigen, M beta 1 chain
Exons: 6
Coding region: 241-1032 (263 amino acids)
Biological process (GO): antigen processing and presentation of exogenous peptide antigen via MHC class II; immunoglobulin production involved in immunoglobulin-mediated immune response; peptide antigen assembly with MHC class II protein complex
Cellular component (GO): MHC class II protein complex; late endosome membrane; lysosomal membrane
Molecular function (GO): MHC class II protein complex binding
Source: RefSeq, a predicted model, not a curated record